CCGCGUCGGUGCUGUAUAACAAAGCGGUGUUGUGUUUUUCCCUUAAACGCGUUGAGCGGGUUUCAAACAGCGGCUCCGCACAGUGUCUGCGCUCCGGCCGGAAAUCCAGUCAUCUGGACAGGUUUGUGGGAAGGGAAGAACUUCUUUUUAGAUGAUUAGGGUGACUUAAUGAUUUGCCAGACAGGCUGUAUGUGUGGGUUAGGAGUGCUGAACCAGAAUUUGAACACUGUUCACAGCUCACUUGAUGCUUUCCUGCAAUUCAGAAGACCUUGUGCUGCUGUCCUCUCCUGCAUCACCACUUCCUCAUGAAAUGGACCAGCCUUUCCUGAUUGGCUGAGCCUCUUUUCUUGCGCCAGGCCAAUGAGGUAACCCUGACUGUGUUUGGUGAUGCCGGUGGCACUGCUGUGAUGGGGCAGAGGAUCUCGGGUGUGGUGAAAUCUGCCGAGGAGUGCGAGGAGGCUGCGCUGGCAUUGCAGGUGGCCCUUGGGCGGCAUGGACAAGGACACCGGCUAGGCCAGCCAUUUUCACCGCGCCUGGAACUGCUGCUGGACAUGCCUCCAGCAGACCUUGCCACUCAGCUUGAGCAUGCUUGGAACCCUGAUGACCGCUCACUCAACCUGUUCAUCAAGGAUGAGGACCCGCUGACUUUCCAUCGCCAUCCGGUAGCGCAGAGUACGGAUUGUGCGCGAGGUAAAGCAGGUUUCACUCGUGGCCUGCAUGCCUGGACUAUCCGGUGGCCCAUAAGACAACGUGGCACACAUGCUAUAGUCGGGGUUGCAACUUCCCGGGCACCGCUUCAUGCUGUCGGGUAUACGGCACUUGUUGGCAGCGAUACAGAAUCUUGGGGAUGGGAUUUAGGGCGGGGCAAACUUUACCAUGACAGGAAGAACCAAACGGGGCCAGCAGCUUCAUACCCAUGCAGCCAGAAUGAGGAGGACGAGGACACCUUCUCAGUACCUGAGGAGGUGCUGGUGGUCUUGGACAUAGACGAAGGCACACUAGGGUUUUGUGCUGAUGGUCACUUUCUAGGUGUAGCCUUUCGGGGCCUCAAGGGGAGGAGGCUGUAUCCAAUCGUCAGUGCCGUGUGGGGCCACUGCGAGGUCACAAUGACGUACAUCAACGGACUGGAGCCUGAGCCUCUGCCACUGAUGGAACUGUGUAGGAGAGCAGCUCGCCAAGCUCUGGGCCGACAUCGCAUCCACCACAUCCGGACACUUCCCCUGCCCCAGACUCUCAAAAACUACCUGCAGUAUCAGUGAGGGCGUCGGCCAUGUGCGCACGCGCGCACACGGCCCUGAACUACACCACCUGUGACCUCAAAGCACAAACAUCUUCCAGGCUUUUUUUUAAAUGAAAGGCUCCAUUUACACCUGAGUGAAAAGAGCAGUAUGUAUUAUUAUUUGCACCCGGUUUAAUUCUCGCCUGCUACCUAGUAUCCCCAUGGCGGUAUAUUGGGUUAGCUUCCUAACAAACUCAGCUCAUUUUGAAUUGCACAUUGCAAUAGUGAGCCUAAUGUUAGUUAGCUUGCUCAGUGAACUCGGCUAGUUACAAAUAGCUGCUGCUGAGAAAGUAGAACAGUUUAAAAAGCUAGCUUAGCUUAUGUACUGACUAUAUUGCGUAAUUAAAGCCAAUAUUAUUUGCUACACAGUGCAUCAAGCCAAAGAGGAAGAAGAAAGGCGAGUGAUUGUCGUCAUGCUCUGUGAUUAAGUUUGUGAUCGGCAGAUCGAGAUUAUUUUAAGAUUUCAAAGAUUAGUGGUCUUUCUUUGCUCGUAUAAGGAGGUCUGUCACUCGGUGGAAUCAGGAUGUGAGGAUUUUGUGUGCAUGCAAAUGGUUGUAUUGUGUACAUUUUAGCUGGUUGCAAAAACUUCCCUAUCUUGAAAAAGCACAACAGAGUAUGGUGUCUGAUUUUUGACCCUGGUGCUAUGGACCAUGUUUUUACAAUAUGUUUGGGGGAAGGGGGCUUGGAAUGAGUGUCUUCCAUAGAUUUUUUUUUUUUUUUAAAUAUAUAAAUGAUCUAUGAAUUAUUUUUAGUGCGAUUUUUUUUGUAAAAGCAAAGUCCUCCAUAUCAUGCACCUAGACACCAGGAUUCUCCCCCCCCAUUAUUAUUAUUAUUAUUAUUAUUUUAUUUUUUGGUGACGAGCGUUUAAGGAUUUGCGUGAGUGGUGAUUGUGUUCUUUGAAAUGGUGCGGCUUAUUGUGUAUGAGUGAUGCAUUUUAGUUUUGGGCUAGGAAGUGAUGCUGUUCCAACAGGAAGUCCAGGAAAGGCCGUUUAUACAGAAGGAUCUAGGGGAAACUGGGGAUGCUGCACUUGCUGUUACAACGUGUUGAUGCGUCCACCAUCUUGGAAGGGGCCGGAUUGGAUCGUAGGACGAUGCAUGCGUGUCCUGCUCACAUCCACAGUAACUCGCACUGUUGUACAGAGGUGCUGCACAUCACAAGACAUCUAUGCACAAUAGAGAUUUUAAAACUGCUGGGAGACUGGAAUUAACCCAUGAUCACACUGGUCUUUUAAUCUCCUCCCCAUUUAUUAACAGCUGUAGAAUAGAUCAAUGUAGAAAUUCCAAUGUAGCAAUUUAGUUUUGCUUACAUAAUGUCAGCUAAAACUCUGCUGGUUUAAAUUUUUUUUUUCAUAAUCACAGCAACUCUGUUUAAAUGCAUCAUGGAGCGUUUAACCUCACUCAGCUCAAAACCAAAUGGCGGGUGGAAUCAAACCUGACUUGGCCACUUGUUUUUGAGUCAAACUGGCACAAAUUUUUAUUUUUUCUUCUUCUAAUGGGGAUGAGCUUCAGGUCAGACAAACUUUAACAACACGUCACAUUUACAUUUUUGGAAAGUCUUUAGUUUUAAUUCACACACUAAACUUUACACAACCUGGAAGUCGCCCCCUCCAAUAUGGACACUGUGUCUGGUUUAGCCCAGUGUGGCCUCUACCUUUUUUUUUUUUUUUUUUUUUUUUUUUCAUAUCUGAUUUUUA
Molecule: messenger RNA, 2973 nt
Organism: Neoarius graeffei (lesser salmon catfish)
Lineage: Eukaryota; Metazoa; Chordata; Actinopteri; Siluriformes; Ariidae
Gene: spsb4b
Product: splA/ryanodine receptor domain and SOCS box containing 4b
Exons: 4
Coding region: 408-1259 (283 amino acids)
Biological process (GO): intracellular signal transduction; proteasome-mediated ubiquitin-dependent protein catabolic process
Cellular component (GO): SCF ubiquitin ligase complex
Molecular function (GO): protein binding
Source: RefSeq, a predicted model, not a curated record